Macrosiphum euphorbiae (potato aphid) is the source of this 528-nucleotide messenger RNA. Lineage: Eukaryota; Metazoa; Arthropoda; Insecta; Hemiptera; Aphididae. The record is from the annotation of a GenBank genome assembly.
AUGCUCACAAUGGAAAUGAAGGUUUUAUAUUCCUGGAUAAUUUAUUCAUGUUUAAUUUUUGGAUCCAGUAUUUUGUGUAAUAGAAAACUCGAUGAACGACCAACUGUAAUAUAUAUCUCGGAACACUCUGAUAAUGAGUUUCAUUGUUCAAAUGGACAAUAUAUAGAAAGGUCAUCGGUUUGCGAUGAUUAUGAGGAUUGUUUAGAUGGUUCAGACGAGCGCAAAAAGUUUUGUGCACGAUACAAUCUACAUAUUUCACGAUAUCAUCAAACUGUCAAACAAAAUCGACAAUCUCAACAACCUCGACAGUUUUCGACAAGUCAAAUAGAAAUUAUUCAAAGACCACCAUCUAUAUCAUCUUCCUCGGGAGACAUUGAUGAUAUGUUUUAUUGUUCAAAUGGACUGCGUAUAGAUUGGUCAUUGGCUUGUGAUGGUAAUAUGGAUUGUUUAGAUGGUUCAGACGAGAGCAAAGACUUGUGCUCACGAUACGAGUAUGGAACAAAUAUAAGCAUGGGUACAAAACAAUAG